UUGUCUUUCUAAAAUGGCGUGGCUCCCUGUAAUACUCGUACCGUUUCUGCUUCUUCCUCUACUCGUUACAAUUAUUGUAGUUGUAGAAGCUCAACCCAAAGAAACUAAGCUGAUAUACUUGGGCUCUUCGCUCUCGCCCAACACUCAGUCCACUCCUUGGCUCUCACAUUCAGGCCAUUUUGCGCUUGGAUUCCACCCCCAACGCAAUGGUUUUGUGGUUGCAGUUUGGUUGGUUGGAAGACCGGAAAAUACAGUAGUGUGGACAGCCAACCGAGAUGACCCACCAGUCUCCCCAAAUGCUUCUUUGCAGUUAACAACGAAUGCUGGGCUGCUUCUUCUAACUGGACAAGGCGAAGAGAGACGCAUUUCUAAUGUGUCGGACUCUGUUUCCUUUGCAGCCAUGCUCGACUCCGGUAAUUUUGUGCUCUUUAGUGCCAACUUCACUGUCCUUUGGGAAAGUUUCAGGUUUCCGACCAACACCUUAUUGGGAGGACAAUAUUUUCCAAUGGGGAGUCAAUUGUUGUCUAGUGUUUCAGACACAGAUUACUCGACUGGAAGGUUUCGUCUUGGGAUGCAGAAAGACGGGAACCUUGUUCUUGGACCUAAGGACGACGACAAUCCUUACUGGGCUUCCGGAACCAACGGAGUACAAGGUUCCAACGUACAAUUAUAUCUUAAUAGUACUGGCUAUCUAUCUAUCGGCAACAACAGCGGUUAUGAGGCAUGGAGAGUCGGAAACGGCUCGUCCUCUGUCACCAAUGGAACGGCCAUUUUCCGAGCAAAACUUGACAAUGAUGGCAUUUUCCGGUUGUAUUCCCACAGCUUGGACGGAAACAAUGUAUUUACCUCGGUGUCUACUGUCUGGGAGGCACUGAGCAAGGACAAAAAAUGUCAAGUGAAAGGUCUGUGCGGCUUCAACAGCUACUGCAAGAUGGUAGGCAUGGAACCUGUUUGCAAAUGUCUUCCUGGGUUUGAUUUCAUUUACCCCACUCAGAUGUUUGAAGGCUGCCAAAGGAACUUCACUCAAGGAUGUUGCAGAGGCAGGGAGAGGAAAAUAACUGCGUUCUACGAAAUUAUAACCAUGGAUAAUCUAUUGUGGGGAGAAGACAACCCUUAUUUCUAUGCAUCUUUGACAAAAGAAGAUUGCAGCAAGUCUUGUUUAGAAGACUGUUAUUGUGGUGCUGCUCUAUUUAAGGAUGGAAACUGCCAAAAACAAGAAGUUCCACUUAGAUUUGUCAGACGAGAACAGCUUAAUGAGUCAACCACAGCAUUCAUUAAGGUUAGAACCACCCCUAUUGCAAACCUUGAAACUGGCAACAACGGUGCAACAGUCCUGAUUGUUGUUGCAAUCCUAAUUUUCUUGACUUGCUCUUUUGUUUCCCUUGCAAUAGCUGCAUUCUUUAUAUAUAGACAGCGUGCUCUGGGGUAUAGAUUAAUGGCAGAAAUGGGGAAAUUAUGGCCGAACGAGGAAUUAACCUUACGGUUGUUUUCUUACGAUGAGCUCCAGAAAGCAACCGAUGGGUUCAAGGAGGAGUUGGGAAGGGGAUCAUUUGGUGCUGUGUACAAGGGGAGUAUUCACAAAGGUAAGAAAAUUAUCGCUGUAAAGAGAUUGGAGAAAAUGAUGGAAGAAGGAGAACGGGAGUUUCGGGCUGAGAUGAGAGCAAUUGGAAGAACCCAUCAUCGAAAUUUGGUUCGAUUGCUUGGCUACUGCGCCGAAGACUCAAACAGGCUUCUGGUUUAUGAGUACAUGAGUAAUGGAUCACUGGCAGAUCUUCUAUUCCAGGCUAAACAGCAUCCUUACUGGAAUGAAAAAGUGGGAAUUGCAUUGGAUAUAGCUAAAGGGAUCCACUAUUUGCAUGAAGAGUGCGAGGCCCCUAUAAUCCAUUGCGAUAUAAAGCCUCAAAACAUACUGAUGGAUGAUUUUUGGACUGCUAAGAUAUCUGAUUUUGGGUUGGCCAAAUUGUUGAUGCCAGACCAGACCAGAACCUUCACUCAGGUGAGAGGGACCAGAGGGUACUUGGCACCGGAAUGGCAGAGGAACACACCCAUAACAGUGAAGACUGAUGUGUAUAGCUUCGGGAUCAUGUUAUUGGAGAUUGUUUGUUGCCGAAAAUGUAUGGAGUUUGGUGCAUCCUCACCGGAACAGAUUAUUCUUUCCAACUGGGUUUAUAACUGCUUUGUGGAGAGACAGUUGGAUAAACUUGUUCCUGAUGAAGAAGUUGACAUGAAGAUGUUAGAGAGGAUGGUUAAGGUGGGGUUAUGGUGUAUACAAGAUGAACCUGUUCUGCGUCCUUCAAUGAAGAACGUAAUACUCAUGCUGGAAAGCAUCAUUGAAGAUAUAUCUGUUCCUCCGGCCCCAAGUCCGUCCUUUGUGUUACCUGAUACUCCCACCUGAUAUUUCCGGCAUCAUGGAUAUUACCAGCUUCUAUGUAGACGUCUAGGUGUUUCUUUUUUGUCAUUUUUGGAUAGUACCAUGUAAACUUAUUUCUGAAGAAGUAUGGGUAGUUCAUCUUUUGGUAA
Molecule: messenger RNA, 2520 nt
Organism: Nelumbo nucifera (sacred lotus)
Lineage: Eukaryota; Viridiplantae; Streptophyta; Magnoliopsida; Proteales; Nelumbonaceae
Source: RefSeq, a predicted model, not a curated record